Messenger RNA from Solanum lycopersicum (tomato), 969 nucleotides. Its product is annotated as WRKY transcription factor 30. Gene Ontology annotation, molecular function: DNA-binding transcription factor activity; sequence-specific DNA binding. The record is from RefSeq and is marked validated. Gene Ontology annotation, biological process: regulation of DNA-templated transcription. NCBI's taxonomy places the organism in Eukaryota, Viridiplantae, Streptophyta, Magnoliopsida, Solanales, Solanaceae.
AUGUCUGAUAAUAACCCUUUUAAUCAUGAUUAUGCAUUUCCUUUCUUUGGUGAAAAUCCCUCAAUUUAUGGUAAUCAAGCCAAUAACACACAAAACCCUCAUCAUAAUCAUCAUGAUUUUGACUAUUCUUCAUCUUAUAUGAGUAAUCUCACAGAGUGUUUACAUGGAGGGUCAAUGGAUCAUUACAACACUUUGUCAAGUGCUUUUGGGAUGAAUAAUUGUUCAUCAUCCUCUGAAGUUGUUUGUCCACAACCAUCAAUAGAUCAUCAUCAAGAAUGUUCUAGAAAGAAUAUUAAUAGUGUUGAUAAUCAAAUUCCAUUAACACCUAAUUCAUUAAUCUCUUCAUCUUCUAAUAGUGAGGUUGGUGGAUGUCAUGAAGAAGAUUCUUCAAAAAUCAAGAAAGAUGAUGAUCAGUGUGAAUUAGAUGGAGAUGAUGAUGAUGAUGAUAAUAAGUCUAAGAAAGUGGGGAAAUUGGCAAAGAAGAAAGGAGAAAAGAAACAAAAGGAACCAAGAUUUGCAUUUAUGACCAAGAGUGAGAUUGAUAAUCUUGAAGAUGGCUAUAGAUGGAGAAAAUAUGGUCAGAAGGCAGUGAAGAACAGUCCUUUUCCAAGGAGUUAUUAUAGGUGCACAAGUCAAAAGUGUAGUGUGAAGAAACGUGUUGAAAGAUCAUAUGAAGACCCAUCAAUUGUGAUCACUACAUAUGAAGGCCAACAUAACCAUCAUUGUCCAGCUACUCUUAGAGGAAAUGCUGCUGCUGCUUUAUUAUCUCCAUCCUUUUUAUCCUCCACACAACAACAAUUAUAUCAUAAUCCAAAUGAACAACAAAUUUUCUAUAAUCCAAAUAUUCCUAUAAAUAAUUCCUUCUAUAAUAAUAAUUAUCAUCAACAACAACCUCAAUUAGGCCCUGACUAUCAAUAUGGACUAUUUCAAGAUAUGGUUGCAUCAUUGAUCAACAAAAGAGAGCCAUGA